AUGGAUCUUUUAUCUGAAAAGGAAGAAAAUAAUUAUAAUAUUAAACAAAAUUUUCCAGACGAUAUUUCUCCUCGUCUUGCUCUGUUGUUUACAAGAAUACAAUAUAGAGGGAUGCAACCACUAUUUCCAGCUUCCUGGAAGAUAGAUUUUCUUGGAUUGCCCUCUACACUUUUUGUCCAAAAUAAUUCUAAUUUUAGACCCCCUCUUUGCUCUAUGAAUAAUAGUGAUGGAGGAGAAUUCAGAGGAAAACUAGCUUUUAAAAGACUUAUGUUUCUUGGACGUGAUAUUCGAGAUAAAAUUCAACUAAACAAAGAGUAUCAUUUAUCUCAUGAUUCUCAUUCUAUUGAACCGUAUAUCUUAAAUGAACUCAAACGUUUUCAACAAUGGAUGGAGAAAGAUAGUCUAGGAUUAUAUACACCAGAAAAAAUUAAAAUUCCAUAUCUUAUAUUUGCAUCAUCGUGUUAUUCUGAUUUUUCAAAAAAUGUGGAUGUAAAUAUCAAUAAUGAUUAUAUAAUUGUUGCAGAAAAAAUGGAAAACAAAUUACGUGAAGCUGCUCAAUAUCAUCGACAAAGAGUCCUUUCAAGAUAUAUAGAUCAAUAUUCUUACGUUUCUUCAACACCUCUAGAUGAGAACGAAAAUACUCUAACAAUGAUUAACAAAUUCCCUACAAUUUAUGGAUUUGCUAUAUGUGGAUCUCAGGUUGCAAUUGUUUCAUUAAAUUCAAGUGAUUCAAAGAAUCCCAUUCGAACCUUACUUGUUAUAGAUUAUUGUAAUAUUACACAAGAUUUAUGGUCAGCUAUUGCUAUAUCAUUGACUAUGGUUGCUUCUAGAGAUGAAGCAAUAGAAUGGUCAUGUUUUGAAGGAAGUAACGAUAUAUCGAAAUUAACAAAACAAAUGGCUUCUGUAAAAAUGACAGAAGAUAUUGAUUUUUAG
Molecule: messenger RNA, 933 nt
Organism: Pneumocystis jirovecii RU7
Lineage: Eukaryota; Fungi; Ascomycota; Pneumocystomycetes; Pneumocystales; Pneumocystaceae
Exons: 5
Coding region: 1-933 (310 amino acids)
Source: RefSeq, a predicted model, not a curated record